Molecule: messenger RNA, 1633 nt
Organism: Rhipicephalus sanguineus (brown dog tick)
Lineage: Eukaryota; Metazoa; Arthropoda; Arachnida; Ixodida; Ixodidae
Exons: 12
Coding region: 1-1143 (380 amino acids)
Source: RefSeq, a predicted model, not a curated record
AUGGAUGCCAAAAAGAUCAAUCCAGUCAAGGCGGCCACCAUCGUCAUACUCGUGAUACUGGUGGUGAUCCUGCUCCUGCUUAUCUUGUUCGACAGCUCAUCGUCCGAUGCAGCCCACGCCGGCGGCAGCGGCGGCGGUGACGGCGGCGGCGACGACGGUGACGGAGGUUUCAGUGGCGGCGGUCACAAGAAGUGUCCCCCGGCGAACUUUGCUUACAGUCCGGUAACCCGCCUCUAUUUCACGAUUUCACGGCAGCCCACAACACCGGCUCCGACUACGAGAACGACGCCCGUGCCCAUCAAGCGUCCCGUGGCGUUCAUCUUCUGCACCGUGGGCGCGUUCUCGGAGUCGUCGACCGUGGUCUUCGACAGCAUGCUCUGCGACUACUUCGUCUACACGCACGUUCUUCCCUACAAGGGCGACAUACUGUCCUACGACAGUAGCCUCAGUUGGGAGCUGUUCAAGAAACGAGCGACUGCCUACCGGGACAAGCUCAACUACUUCGGCUACCCGAACGUGACCAACUCGAGCUCGGUCAAGUUACAGCACUACGGGUACAGCUUCGACGCCGAGGACCUCACCUUUCUGGGCAGAGAGCUGAGCGGCGUCUCCUCGAAGGUCACCGGGUUGUACAAGGACCACGGGCUACUCACCGCCGGCAUGGCCUACUACGAUCGACCCGACGGCAGCGCCGACUCACAGCUCAGUACCAUCCAAUCACUCCUGGGCACUAUCGACUCCAUGCUGCUGAAGGCGCAAGACCUGAACACAACCAUUUUGAAGACCACUUUCCUGGGAGUCAAGUUCGCCGGCAUGACUGCCAGCGCCACGAACGACGCCAGUGCCCUGAAAGAAUACUUGGGUAUCGGCAAGAUCGACUUGCUGAUACUGCUGACGCACCUGGUGGACGUGCCGAGCGACCCAAAUUGCAAGAUACUUCAGCUAAGCAGGUACACCGGCGACGCCUUAGACGCCAUGGAGCCGCCGAGUAUGGAACGGUUGCUGACAAACAUCGACAAGCUCAAGGGGGCGCCGUUCCGCGUAGCCUUCUCCCUAACCUUCUUCCGUGUUUCUCUACAAGCCCACGGGUGGUCUCAAGGACACCACCAAGUACGGGGACGCCUGCAUGCACAGCUUCUUUGACGACCGCAGCGAGCUGUGCUCCGUGCCUGACGCCAACAUUACUGAAAACGCCGAUCCGAUGUCGUCGAGCGCCUAUUACAAGAACACGGCGGGCGGCAUCUUCAUGGUCUUUGAAACAACGAACGCAACUCGACUGAAGACGAGCAAGGCGAGCGCCGAGGCGCGCCUGAAGGGAGUCGACCUCACGUGGGCCGCCUACGACGUGCACCGAGACGUGAUGAAUUGCGGCGUCGGGGUGACGAAAGGCCGGCCACUGGAGCGGCUCUCGGCAGUCAACGACACGGUGGUGGCCGACUACGCCGUAAAGCCCGACGACGACAGGAAGUGAAGGGCAAGACGUGGUGUGGCGCGGCUGCGGACCCGAAAUGUGACUCACCUUCAUCCCUCAAUCCUGGCCCUCAUCCUUAACAUCCCGAAACGGUCCGAGCUCAGUAAAACAGACAGUUGGGUGCAACAGGGGCUGCUUUCGUUAACUUUACUGUAGCCUGAG